UCAAGUUUUAAUGAAUAAGUUUUCUUUUAUGAUUUUUUAAUUGGAUUAUUAUUGUCUAGAAAAAUAAGUAAUUUUCUAAUGUGCAGUAUAAAUGGGACCCACAACGUUUGAAGAAAUUUCUAACCCAUUAUCUAUUUGAUUUAGUUGAAUAUUUUUAAAGGAAAAGGAUUUAUUUGAAACUGUUUGAAGCAUGAGACCUAAAUUGUUCUUCCCUAAUAUGUUCAGGGCUUUUCUGUACUUUUUGCCCUUAAUUUUUGUCCAAAGCAGGUGUAACACCCUCCACACAAGAACUGCCUAGCUUAUUCAAAACAGUCCUCCUUUACUCUUUGACCUCUGUUUUCUAUCCAUUAAUUAAAGAUAGAAUAAAAUACAAAACAAAAUCUCCUUUAAUCCUUCAAAUUCAAAAAUCGAAAUCUUUUUAUUUCUUCCCUGUCGAUUUGAAGUUGUGGCGUGUAUUCCAAUGACACACAUUUACGCAUUCACCUAUUAGCACAUGGCUCAUGCCUGCUGCUUACUAUUUCAACUUCAGCUCUUCUACUGGCAUCAAUGAGACAACUCGUUAUAAUAUCUUCAGAGGCUCAGAGUGGCUGUUACUUCAGUUACAACAGCUAGGCUCAAUGGAAUGAUGUUCUGUCAGCAAUUGUCUUAUGAAAAACACAGCAAUGAAUGAGAUUACUUUAUCAUCCAAGUUAUCAAAGAAAUCAAUUUUUCUUUUCACUGUAAUUGGAUUUGGCGUAUACAUUUGCUAUCUAUGCCUUCAGCAGAUCUCCUUUCCUUUAAUAUCAAAAGAAGUAUCAAUCAAGGAUAUCAUGAAGAGUAGUUGUUAUAUCCAUGACAUCCCACCUCAAGAAAUCCACUAUGUGCAUUUUCCAUAUCCCAAGACUUAUAGCAGGGAGGAAUGUGCAUGCACUCCAGUUCGAUUCUUUGUUAUUAUGUCCAUGCAGAGAUCUGGAAGUGGGUGGUUUGAAACUUUGUUAAACAGUCACCCCAAUGUAAGUUCAAAUGGGGAAAUUUUUUCAGUGAAACAGAGAAGAAGCAGUAUAUCAACCAUUCAGGCAACAUUAGAUACUGUCUUUGGCUUAGAAUGGGUCAGUAGCGCUGCAAAGAAUGACUGCAUUGCCGCAGUUGGAUUUAAAUGGAUGCUUAAUCAGGGUGUAAUGGUUUAUCACAGAGAAAUCAUGGAUUAUUUUAAUCAGAAGGGCGUGUCUGUAAUAUUUCUCUUUCGGAAAAAUCUUUUGCGGAGGCUUGUAUCUGUGCUGGCUAAUGCCUAUGAUAGAGAUGCAAAGCAAAUUAAUGGCACCCAUAAGUCUCAUGUGCACACUAGGGAAGAGGCUAAUUUACUUGCAAAGUUUAAGCCUGUACUUAAUAUUAGCGCCUUGAUAUCAGACCUUUCCAGUGCUGAGCAUACCAUGACAGAAGCUUUGGAAUUCUUCAAGAGCUGUCGCCAUUUACUUUUAUACUAUGAGGACCUGAUGAAAAAUCCCAAGGCUUUGUCCGAGGCACAAGAGUUUCUUAGAGUUCCAAUCAGAAAUCUAGUGAGCCAUCAAGUGAAGAUUCAUGUUAAACCGCUUUCUGAACAAAUCUAUAAUUGGGAGGAAGUUUAUAGGACACUUGAAGGAUCAGAAUAUAAGUAUUUCCUAAAUUAUGCAGAUUAUAUUUUGUGAGUUUUCUGUGGUUUCUUGAAAUAUGCACUGUACAUUUCACAAAUAUGAAAUUUCAACAUCUUGUAAUUUGCUAAAUGACGUCUGAAAGGAGAAUAUAUCUUCUGACAA
This is a messenger RNA of Ricinus communis (castor bean), 1772 nucleotides long. RefSeq lists its product as uncharacterized. Lineage: Eukaryota; Viridiplantae; Streptophyta; Magnoliopsida; Malpighiales; Euphorbiaceae. The record is from RefSeq and is a predicted model, not a curated record. The coding region runs from base 648 to 1664 and encodes 338 amino acids. Gene Ontology annotation, molecular function: sulfotransferase activity. The transcript has 7 exons.